Molecule: messenger RNA, 459 nt
Organism: Opisthorchis viverrini
Lineage: Eukaryota; Metazoa; Platyhelminthes; Trematoda; Opisthorchiida; Opisthorchiidae
Exons: 3
Coding region: 1-459 (152 amino acids)
Source: RefSeq, a predicted model, not a curated record
AUGUCUACAGCCAUUGAUGUGGCCCGUCUCGGAGUCCCCAUCCAGGAAGACUGCAGUGACCAGCGCAGGCAUUUUCGUUUCACCGACUCCCAUGUUGCCAUGGUGGUUCUGCACCGCGUUGCCGCUUCACCUCUUUCAAUCAUUAGGCGACUCGCAAGUAAACAGCGAACGCAUUACGAAACCCUGGGCGUCCGACAGAGUGCAACUGCUAGUGAGAUACGUUCCGCUUUUCUGGAACUAUCCAAGAAGCAUCAUCCUGACAAACAAGGGAAUGUAGAGGUUUUCAAGGCGGUCAACGAAGCAUACUCUGUCUUGUCCCGAGAAGAAUUUCGUCGUACUUACGAUCGAUCGUUGGCUGCCGGUGAGCCCGUUGUGCACGAUGAACCAAUUUUUCGGCGCGCGCAUGACGUCUAUCGUGAGGACUAUUACAGCGCCCACCAGUUUCCUUUCGGUCGGUAA